Biomphalaria glabrata is the source of this 912-nucleotide messenger RNA. RefSeq lists its product as uncharacterized. The transcript is spliced from 7 exons. NCBI's taxonomy places the organism in Eukaryota, Metazoa, Mollusca, Gastropoda, Planorbidae. Bases 219 to 776 code for a protein of 185 amino acids. The record is from RefSeq and is a predicted model, not a curated record.
GUCGAUUUAGUGGGGGAUACAGACUGUUAAACAGCAGGCAACAGAGCAGAUUCUAACGAGAGAGAGAGUGUAAAAGGGAAAAUAUUUAUUUGGCACAGAAAGUAUGUCAUAUCAAAUUGGCACUCACAAAGAAUAGUCGCAAUACUGUUUACUUCAGCCACGGUCAUCAAGAUUAGCUUUUAGAUUUGGAAGUAAAGUCAAGUGUAAAAUUGGCAGCUAUGGCGGAUACUUCCAAAUUUCUGUGGAUCAUUUUGAUUCUGUUUUCCUCGACACGUGAAAUCUUGGCUAAAAGUUUAUUGAAUGAAAAACAACUGGACAGGACAUCUGAGGAAGAAAGUGCCGCCAUUCUUGACCGUUUCACUAAGCUCAAUGAAAUUAUUAGCAGAGUUAAACUACUGGGAAAAAAUAAUCAACAGAAACAAGGGAGAGAAAGAGGUUAUGAACUAGCAGACGACAAUAGAGGAAGCACUGCAGACGAUUUUGAACGAGCUUCGGGCCAUCUUGACACUAAAAUUUCAGAUUUGGUGGACAGUCUUCAAGACGUUAUUGGCAUGUUACGGAAUGAGAAGAGCUCAGAGAAUUCAGAAGGACUAAAACAACAAGAAAAAAAUGAAGCAAGUCCAUCCCAAAUGUUCCUAGAUUACAGCAACAAGCUUGACCAAUGCAUCAGUGAUCUCCAAACCAUAUCAAGUCGUGGAGAAGAUGGUCAGAGAUUAAAACGAGGUCCUGCAAGAUUGUGUGAAUCAAGUGGUGGUGGUAACAGUAGAAGGUGCUGAUGAGGAACGGCGCAACAGACAGAAUGUCAAACAGAACAUUGACAAGAACAAAGAGACAAAAAGCUCAAAUGUAUUGGCAUCACUGACAUAGAUAUAUUUUAAAACGUAGAAAUAAAAUAAAUAACAUAACAAUAAA